UGAUCAUCCAUCAAUUCGAGCCUUUGGAACACCUGCCGCCCCGCCCCAUGCCGUGGAACAACAACAUCAAGGUCUUUGUCACCUACGCAACCAGUGGCACUGAGAUCGCCUCCUUGGAAUUGGACCCCUGUCAAUCGGCACAGGACAUCCAGCAGGAGAUCUUCCGCCUGACGGGCGCGCCCGCGUACCGGCAACGACUCUUAUUCGAGAGCGACGUCUUAGACCCCCGGCGGCGCUUGCAGGAUUUGGGCUUCACCAAGGAGCUUAGAUUGACGCUGAUUGUACAAGACAUUUUGUGGCUCGCCACCACUUCGGUGGAUGGCGGAGUGAAGAUUUGGGACGCCAAUACCGGUGAGCAGAUCCAGUCCCUUGGUGGGCACCAAAGUGGCGUCCGGCACGCCUGCUUCUCCUCGGAUGGCUGUACGCUCCUGACCGCGGCGCGUGAUUGCACGGCCAAGAUCUGGAACACCCUGACCGGAGAGCCGGUGGAAAUCUUCAAAGGACACACCAACGCCGUCUACACCGCCGUGUUUUCGGAGGAUGGCUAUCUGGUGCUCACGGCCUCGUAUGAUGGAACGGCCCGGCUUUGGUAUGUCCUCACGGGCGAGUGCAUCAAGACCUUCUCCGGUCACAACGACGGCGUGGUCUCCGCCAUCUUCGCGCACGACGGGCUCAGUAUUUUGACCGCCAGCGUGGAUCGCAGUGCCAAGAUCUGGGACCUGCAAACUGCGGAGUGCGUGCAGACCUUAACGCGGCCCCGGGGCGAGGUGAUCGUCUCUGUCUUCAGCACUCCCGUGCAGAAUUGGGCCCUGUCGACUUUGCAGGAAGGCACCGCGAAGCUGUGGAACAUUAAGACGCAGCAAUGCGUGCACACCCUCAAGGGUCACCACACCUACAUCACCUCAGCCACCUUGUCACCCGAUGCCAAUUGGCUCUUGACCGCGUCCUGGGACCGUUCGGUGAAACUCUGGUCGCUGACGCAGAAGAAAAACCGGAAGUGUGCCAAGACCUUUCAAGGGCAUGGCAAUGGCGUGGUCUCGGCCGAGUUCUCCUCGGACAUGUCGCACAUCGUCACCGCCGCGUCGGAUGGUGCCACGAAGAUCUGGAACGUGCAGAGCGGCGAGUGUGUACGCACACUGAAGGGCCAUGGAGCCGUAGUGAAUCAUGCAGCCUUUGCUCCGUCCCAAGGAGCCAAUCCAAGAGGAUGAGAGAGGAAGCGCCAGCCUGGCUGGCUCAGAGCCAGACCGGGCUGCCAUGAAGCGAAGGUUUUCUCCGUUUCACCCAAGCGGAGCAGUGUGCCCUCACGGUCCUCACGUGAAAGUUCGUGGGAGGGAA
This is a messenger RNA of Durusdinium trenchii, 1335 nucleotides long. Lineage: Eukaryota; Dinophyceae; Suessiales; Symbiodiniaceae. The record is from the annotation of a GenBank genome assembly.